UGUGCUGCGUGUGCACUAGCUGGCGGCUACGGUAGCCGCGCCGGGUCAUUUCUGGUCUUUCUUUCAGAGUGAGAGACAGCGAUGGCUCCCAAGGGCGGCAGUGGCAGCGGCGGGGCUCGGCAGCAGUCGGAAGAAGAGCUGCUUCUGCAGGAUUUUAGCCGCAAUCUCUCGGCCAAGUCUUCGGCACUCUUCUUCGGCAAUGCGUUCAUCGUCUCUGCUAUCCCCAUCUGGCUCUACUGGCGGAUAUGGCAUAUGGAUCUUGUUCAGUCUGCGGUCCUCUACAGCGUAAUGACCCUUGUCAGUACAUAUCUGGUUGCGUUUGCCUACAAGAAUGUAAAGUUUGUUCUUAAACACAAGGUAGCCCAGAAGAGGGAGGAUGCUGUUUCCAAAGAAGUAACUCGCAAGCUGUCUGAAGCAGACAAUAGGAAGAUGUCCCGUAAGGAAAAAGAUGAGAGAAUUUUGUGGAAGAAGAACGAAGUGGCGGACUAUGAAGCAACAACAUUCUCUAUCUUCUACAACAACACCCUUUUCCUGGUCUUGGUCAUCAUUGCCUCAUUUUUUUUACUGAAGAACUUCAACCCCACCGUAAACUAUAUCCUCUCCAUCAGUGCUUCGUCUGGAUUGAUUGCUCUGCUAUCUACGGGCUCUAAGUAGCUGGAAUUGUUUGGCUGGGUCUAGCAGACAGAAGGAGGGUGGGGGGUGUUGCCUUUUUAUAGUUUGAAAACAUGGUGGGUUUUUUUUUACAAAACUGAAGUUAACAGAGGGUCUAUAAAAUGUAACAAAAUUGAGUAAAUCAGAUAUUCUAAUUUAGGCCCACAAAAUGCUCCUUGUAUUUUAACUUUGGAGAUUUAAAACUUAUGUGGACCUUGAAUUCAAAGAAUAUCAGUUGAGAGGCAUGCGAACUGUAUGAAGUUCUGCAAGGGACAUAUUUUAUGUCCUUUUUAUCAGUCAGUGAAAUCAACCUUGUUUGCUGCAAGCAGUGACCGUAUCCCUUAUAAUUUUGUAACCAUGUUUGAAUAAAAGAUUUAAAACAAG
Molecule: messenger RNA, 1035 nt
Organism: Hemicordylus capensis (graceful crag lizard)
Lineage: Eukaryota; Metazoa; Chordata; Lepidosauria; Squamata; Cordylidae
Gene: SSR3
Product: signal sequence receptor subunit 3
Exons: 5
Coding region: 82-654 (190 amino acids)
Biological process (GO): SRP-dependent cotranslational protein targeting to membrane
Cellular component (GO): endoplasmic reticulum; membrane
Source: RefSeq, a predicted model, not a curated record